AUGAGUCUACUUCAUCAGUCCCAGUACUUAACUCACUUCAGUACCAAGCUCUACCUUGAGGCAUAUUAUUCCAAUGUGGAGAGUGACUACUUUAGGAUGAGGUUGCUUCAUGAAUUCUUUCGAAAGUACAGCUCUAAAUGGAACAGAGGGAGUGCGAGGUUGUUGGAUUUCGGCGGCGGACCAGUUAUACUAAACUAUAUCAGUGCAGCACCACAUGUGGCUGAGAUUGUUCAUGCUGCUUACAAGGAUGAUGAGCGUAAGGAAAUUGAAUUAUGGAAGAAUGAUGCUGAAGGUGCAUAUGGCUGGAACCCCCAUAUCAUGCAUGUCGUUAGUGAGCUUGAAGGUCUGAAAGGCAAUGAUGCAUGGCAGGAAAGAGCAGCAUUGAUGCGUUCAAAGAUCAAAGUUGUAAGCUGCAACAUAUUCGACAAGCACCCAAUUGAUCCUUCCGAAAACCCCAAUUCGUUUUCCAUCGUUUGCACUAGUUUAUGCCUAGAAGGAGCCUGUGAAACCGUGGAUGGUUUCAAAGCUGGAAUAAAGAAGCUCGUGAGAUUACUGAGGCUAGGUGGUUACAUUACCAUCCUAUUUGUUGAAGACCAGACCUACUAUUAUAUAGGGGAAGAGAAAUGGGCCUCGCUACCAAUUUCACUAGCUCAAGUGAAAGAAGCUGUGGAAGAGGCAGGGUGUGUUGUACUAAUCAGUGAACGAGAUCCAAUGCCUUUGAAGCAUUUCGAAAAUCCAACUUAUGAUGACGCAAAGGCUUGUGUAUUCUUAGCUGCGUACAAAGUUAAAGAAUAG
Molecule: messenger RNA, 795 nt
Organism: Geodia barretti
Lineage: Eukaryota; Metazoa; Porifera; Demospongiae; Tetractinellida; Geodiidae
Source: the annotation of a GenBank genome assembly